Drosophila elegans is the source of this 1503-nucleotide messenger RNA. RefSeq lists its product as uncharacterized. The transcript is spliced from 2 exons. Bases 1 to 1503 code for a protein of 500 amino acids. The record is from RefSeq and is a predicted model, not a curated record. NCBI's taxonomy places the organism in Eukaryota, Metazoa, Arthropoda, Insecta, Diptera, Drosophilidae.
AUGGAGGUGCCUUGGAUUGUUUUGCUAGUUUCGGUAAGGGUAUCCUUGGGCCAUCGCCCACUGUGGAUACUGGAAGAUGGGUUGACCAAAAGGCAAAGACUGGAUCGCCCAGAGGCGGAUUAUGAGACGACAACCAGGAUGUCACCCCUGAUGAUCCGGCGGCAGGGAAGGGGAGGGCGAGGGCCUGAGCCCGGACCCAUUACCUUUCUGGUUCGACAUGAAGAUCGGGAUGUACCGGCUCCGCUACCUCCUCCUCCUGCGCCUCCUCUUCCCCGGAGACCCAUCUCCUCGUUGCCCCAGCGACGCUUCAUGAGGCCCCAUCAUCGGCUGCAGUUGCCCCAUCAGUAUGUGCAACCAGCGAUACCGAAAAGCAGGAGUCACCGGCGAGCAGGAAGUCGUCAUCUGCCCGUUUUCGAUAAUGGUCCCGGAGAGAAUUCGAUGCAAUUGGGCCGGGAUAACUACCCCAUAUUCGUGUACAACGGCACCAGGGGGGAGCUUAUACUAAACACCAUGCUGAGCCGGCGCCGAUAUCCCAUGCAGGAACCAGUUCCCGGUCAAGUCCUUUAUCCACCAUCGACGCCCAUGUUCCGGCCCAAGCCGAUUGUCCAGCGAUUCCGUGUGCCAGGGCAACGGGAGAUGAUGAACCUAACGCUAAUACCCUUUUAUGCCCAUGAGGCGGUCAACGACCCGGGUUUGACUAGCACCAGCAGCAGCAGCAGCACUCAGCCCACGGUUAGCUCUACCACGCCAACGCCACCUCCUCCGUCGUAUGAGACACAGCUGCCCAGGAUCGAGGAAAUGGUGAGCCGCCUGGGCAAGCGGAAACGGAAGAAGGCCAAGCAGUACGAGGUAUUCCAUUCGCCCCAAGAAGUGAUGCAAUGGCAGACUGUGCUGCGUCGAUCCACUGGUCACAGCCACAACAAUCACCGGCAUUUCGCUGGUGAAAGUGGCGAAACUGGGGAACUGGUGGAGCAUCAGGAGCUCGUCGAGGAGGAGGAGGAGGAGGAGGAGAUGGAUGAACCAGACUGGCUGGCACAACAGGAAGCCGAAACGGAAGUGGAACUACCACUCGAGCAAACGGAGACCUCCACCACCAGCAGCAGGAGCAGCAGCAGCAGCAGCACUGAACCCUUCCAGAUCGUCUACAUCGAUGAGAGUCUGGAGCGACCGAUGGUAGAGGAGCAUCGAACCACCAGCAGCAGUCCACCACCACCACCACCAGUGCCACCACUUGUGCGACAGAGCUCUCGUUAUGCACUGAAAAGGGAAUACUAUGCCUUUCCAGUUUAUACGCUGGGUAAACUGCUCCAAAAUCCAUCCAAGAAUCUGCUCGAGAAGAGCGAUCGCUCAGCGAGAAGCUCAUCGGAACGGGAGUCCAGCACCUGGUUUAUCCUGAAUUCACGCUACAAGGGACCCCACCACCGCUCACUGGGAUCAUCGGAUAACCCGAUCAAGUACUAUACCUCCAAGUACAUGGAAAAUAGCUUCAGACCCCGCAGAUAG